This is a messenger RNA of Talpa occidentalis (Iberian mole), 1442 nucleotides long. It is a transcript of the gene VWC2, whose product is annotated as von Willebrand factor C domain containing 2. Gene Ontology annotation, molecular function: protein binding. Gene Ontology annotation, cellular component: AMPA glutamate receptor complex. The transcript has 3 exons. Gene Ontology annotation, biological process: negative regulation of BMP signaling pathway. The coding region runs from base 100 to 1080 and encodes 326 amino acids. NCBI's taxonomy places the organism in Eukaryota, Metazoa, Chordata, Mammalia, Eulipotyphla, Talpidae. The record is from RefSeq and is a predicted model, not a curated record.
GGACGGCGGCUCCCGGCCGGUGGCGGCGCGCUCCCGGGCUGUGAAUGCGACUCGCCCCUCGGCGGCGCUCCCCGCCCGCCCGCCGGGACGCGAUAGGGGAUGCCCAGCUCCACUGCGAUGGCAGUUGGCGCGCUGUCCAGUUCCCUCCUGGUCACCUGCUGCCUGAUGGUGGCUCUGUGCAGCCCGAGCAUCCCGCUGGAGAAGCUGGCCCAGGCGCCGGAGCAGCCCGGCCAGGAGAAGCGGGAGCACGCCUCUCGGGAUGGCCCGGGGCGGGUGAGCGAGCUCGGGCGCCCGGCGAGGGACCAGAACGGCAGCGGCCGGGACUGGAAGAGCAAGGGCGGCCGAGGGCUCACGGGCCGGGAGGCGUGGAGCAAGCAGAGGCAGGUUUGGGCUGCCCAGGGCGGGGGCGCCAAAGCCGGGGACCUGCAGGUCCGGUACCGCGGGGACAUCCCGCAGAAGGAGCCACUGCUCGCUGCAGCCGCCCAGGACUCCACGGUGCCGGAGCUCGCGCCCACGCCCGAGCCGCCGGAGGAGUAUGCGUACCCGGACUACCGCGGCAAGGGCUGCGUGGACGAGAGCGGCUUUGUGUACGCGAUCGGGGAGAAGUUCGCGCCCGGCCCCUCGGCCUGUCCGUGCCUGUGUACUGAGGAAGGGCCACUGUGCGCGCAGCCCGAGUGCCCGAGGCUGCACCCGCGUUGCAUCCACGUCGACACUAGCCAGUGCUGUCCGCAGUGCAAGGAGAGGAAGAACUACUGUGAGUUCCGGGGCAAGACCUACCAGACUCUGGAGGAGUUCGUGGUGUCUCCAUGUGAGAGGUGUCGCUGUGAAGCCAAUGGAGAAGUACUGUGCACAGUGUCUGCCUGUCCUCAGACUGAGUGUGUGGACCCGGUGUAUGAACCUGACCAGUGUUGCCCCAUCUGUAAAAAUGGUCCAAACUGCUUUGCAGAAACGGCUGUCAUCCCCGCGGGCAGAGAAGUGAAGACCGAUGAGUGCACCAUUUGUCACUGCACCUACGAGGAGGGCACGUGGAGGAUUGAGCGCCAGGCCAUGUGCACCCGACACGAGUGCAGGCAGAUGUAGGCUGAACCAGACACAGAUGCUGACGUUUUUUUCUAGGAUAUUUUACUGACAAGAACAUUCUAAAUGAUUUUGGGAAAUAUCAAUCAAAAUGAGAAGACUUUGGAUGAGGAGUUAUGGAAAACUGUUGAUACUUUUGCUUUUCUUGGUAUCAGUUACUGCAAGAGAAAGAAAUGGAUACAUUUCAAAACAUCAACAAGAACUUUGGGCAUAAAAUUCCUCUCUAAAUAAAUGUGCUAUUUUCACAGUAAGUAUACUAAAGUAUACUAUUAUAUAUGAAAUGCAUUUCUAUAAUCCCUCUACUAGAGAGCUGAUAUAAAUGUUUUCUAUAGAUACAGAUUAAAAAUGCUGUGUUGUCAACCAUC